CAGAAACCGCCCGCCGAACCUAUUUAAAGUGUUUGGUUUCAAGGAGAUCGCAGAAACACCCAACGAAACGAAAGGGUUUGCUGAAUUUGAUUUAGGGAGAUGGGUGGUAAUGGUUAUACUUUUGAACAUCCACCUCUCAAGAAGUUAGGCCCACGCCGCCGUUAUUUCCCCUGUGAGUUAUACAAGAUUUUGAAUGAUCCUAAAACGAAUUCAGUAAUCUCAUGGGGUGAGGAGGGCAAGAGUUUCAUCAUCUGGGAUCCGCAGGAGUUUUCCAGAGAUCUGCUUUUCAAGGCCCUUUAUCUACUUUCAUUUUCACUGUUCGAGACGCGGCUUAAGGCAUUUGGGUUUAAAAAAGUUGACUCUGAUUCUGCUGCCCACUUUGAAUAUGCAAACGAUGAUUUUGUGAGAGGUGAACCUAAGCGUGCUCUUGAGAUACAGAAGCGCUACAUGCAGCGUUUUGGACCAGCAUCCCCUGCCUAUACGCCAAUGGUGAUAGAUCCUGCUGCUUUGGAGUUGGAGAUGAGUAGGCCGUCCUCCCUCGCACUUCUUCCCCCUGGAACUCUUGGCCCCAUUCCAUCAUUGCAAGAUCCGGUUGCUUUGAAGGCUUACAUUAACGAUGCCUGGUACCGAGCGGUAGCUAUGCCAAAGGAUCCAUUAACCGCUGCCGAGAAAUAACUGGCUGCGUCAUUGAUGCCUGGUCUCAAGGACGAGAUUAUGCGCAGGAGAGCUUCUGUUAUGGAAGCUUUGGCAAACGCUGGUCCAUCAAGAGAAAGAGAUACCACUCAGUGAUUUAUAUCUAUCUAUCACACUCUUGCUCUUUUAUAUAUCCUCUAUCCUUGCACUAGUAAUAUCUAUGUUGGUGUCCUUUCCUCCCUACUUUAACUUCUUUUCUUCUCUUGUCUUUGCAAUUUCCUAAACAAAAUGCUUUGUAACCCUCUUAAUUAUGAUCAUAUACUCUCUAGCUUUAUCUGUUUCUAGGACAUAUCAUUCUGUUUGGUUUAUGUCUGUUUUCAGAAUGAAUCUUUCCUUGUUUGUUUGUCAA
This is a messenger RNA of Camelina sativa (false flax), 1042 nucleotides long. Its product is annotated as heat stress transcription factor B-2b-like. Gene Ontology annotation, molecular function: DNA-binding transcription factor activity; RNA polymerase II cis-regulatory region sequence-specific DNA binding. The record is from RefSeq and is a predicted model, not a curated record. Gene Ontology annotation, biological process: cellular response to heat; regulation of transcription by RNA polymerase II. NCBI's taxonomy places the organism in Eukaryota, Viridiplantae, Streptophyta, Magnoliopsida, Brassicales, Brassicaceae. Gene Ontology annotation, cellular component: nucleus.